GAGGAUUUGAAAGUUAAGGGGAGAGAAAUUAUAGAAUUUUUCCUCAAAGUAGUUUGGGGGAGAACAGGCUACCGGUCGAUGUUGGAUUUAUCAAUUAUCGGGAUCGGUUCAAAGUCUGUGCAGAUAAAAGAGCUUCUGUGUGAAAGUGGUGUUUUAUAUUUUUCUUAGUGCGGUGGAUGCUCCAUGGUCAUAAGUUUUAAAGAGGUCAGCAUUACUAUCCAGCCUGGUUUUAAGACUAGCGUGGACAGGCCGUAGUGCGCAGGCUUUGCUCUCGAUUGGCCACAUGAUCUUGUACACUGCUGGUAACCUCAUGACUGCUGCUUGACUCCUCAAAUAUCGGACGAGAGAGAGAGAGAGCGAGCUCAGCAGACACCCUGGUGUGUCAUUCACAUUCUCAAAUCUUGUCUAGUUGAGAGCAGCAGCAAUAAAUUAAAUCAGCCGUCAGAGACUCUUGCUUCUUGAUCGACCGGCCGGGUGAGCGAGAGACAAACUCAAGAUGGUUCAUCCCACGUGCGUGUCCAACGCGACCCUGCGGUCACAGCGGACUGGUGACGCUAGUAAUAUGAAGGAUGUUGCAAAUUCAUUAUCUAGUUGUCCAAGUAUUAAAUUAUUGUCUAAGCGUGACCAGCCACUUAAGCCCACUGGCGAUGCUCAGCUUAAGUAUUUCCCGAAAGUUGCGGACUUUGGGGAUAUCAUUGCCUUUCUGUCCAGGCAAUCCUACCUGCCGGAGCUGUCAAAGACCGGGUCUAAAGACAUCGAGAACACUCCUAAAAAGACAGGUAUCAAGCCAAUUCCGUUGGAGAGGCAGAAGAAAAGAAAGGAGGAAAAGGACAAAGUCUGGGAGGAAAAUGUCGAGAAAAAGGUCAACUCACCAUGCGCUAGAGUGACUAACAUGGACAACAGAGAGGCUGAAAAGAAUUUGGGAAAAGAGAGCGAAGAGGAGGUAAAGACAGUUGAACUGAAAACAAUAGAAACAAACACGACAGGAGUGACGCCACCUCCUUUCAAAUUCACAGACUUGCUGGAUAUAACUAAAUCAAGAAGACUGCAACGUUACCAGAACAGGACAAAGCCUACAGAAUCUCCCGACAAAAACCGGGGACCAGUCCCAGAUCCAAGGACACCAGCGCCCAGAAAACAAUACCCCAAGCCCAUCAUGAUCGAGACGUCUUUCCUUGAUAACUCACCUUACAUCAUCCCCGUGAAGAAACCAGAGAAGGAGAAGCUUCCAUUUGAUGAUAACAAGGAUGGGCCUCUCAUAAUUCCACUGGACUCCGAGAAGGCCAAACUUUUUGAGAGUCUCAACUCCUACGCCCCUCAGGUGCCCUUCAUACCACCGCCGCCCCUGUGGAGUAUGGUUAGCACCCUUCCUAGAGUACCCCAGCCCAUGAUGGACCCGCCCUCCUACAGCCCCCCUUCCAGUCCACCUCCGUUCUACCAGCCACCUAGCCCUGAGUAUACCAACCCACCGCCUCCCAUCGAUUACGAUGAGAAUGUUCCUCGUUUCCGUAGCAACACGCUCAAUUAUCUUCAUGAGGUGAAAGACUACCUGACGAUGACCAAGAAGAGGAACCAAGUCAAACAGAAAUUAUAUCAUCUACAGUUAGAAGCACCCAAGCCCAGAUUAAUCCCUUGCCAGUCGAUAGGAGUCUAUGGCCCACCACAUUAUGGAGAUGAAUUCCAUGGCCCGGUCUCGCGGGAAGAGGCCGAUAGAUUGCUUACAAACGGAGGGGAUGGCAGCUAUUUGAUCCGGGAGAGUCUCAGAGCACGAGGAAGCUUCACCCUGGGUCUAAGAUUGCUUGGUGCAACAAAACACUUCAGGCUUUAUUUCGAUGGGCAACAUUAUGUCGCAGACAAGCGUUUCGACACUGUACACGACUUGGUGGCCGACGGGCUUAUCACCAUGUACGUCGAGACAAAAGCAGCAGAUUACAUCGGACGCAUUGAAUUUGAGGAACCCAUCUAUGACAAAUACUCCAAACAGGCUACGUUCAUGAGGCCACAGGAGAGUAACAGUAACGGCAGUACACCGCAAAGUAUGCCUGAUCACUCUCCACCAGGCCCUCCUACCAAAAACUCCAUGGUUGAUGGUCGGAAUACCAGGCCAUUCCCGGGUCCUAUUACGGUAGAAAAAGAUCAUGUCUUUAAGGUGCACACGUUUGUUGGUCUUAACUGGUGUAUGUUCUGUGGUAACUUCCUAUGGGGUUUGAAGAGUCAAGGAGUCAAGUGUACAGACUGUGGUCUUAGUACCCACAAGCAGUGCUCAAAGAGAGUCCCAAGGGAUUGCACACCAGAUCUGAGGCUGAUCAAGAGAGUCUACAGCGUUGAUCUGACCACUCUAGCCAGAGCACAUGGUGUCACUACAUCACUCGUCAUAGAGAGAUGUGUGGAGGAGAUCGAAAGCAGAGGUUUGGGGCUAGAAGGCCUCUACAGGAUACCAGGCAUGCAGGAUGAUGUGGAGCUCAUUAGACAAAGAUUUGACAAAGAUGGUAUGAUAGCGCGUAUCGGAUCCAAGGACUUUCCUGACACCAAUGCUAUCUCCGGAGCCAUGAAGCUUUAUCUCAGGGAGUUACCUAUUCCAUUGGUACCCUUCAAGAUGUACCAUGCAUUCGUGGAAGCUACCAAAAAAACAAAUAUCCAUGAGAAAAUUGAAGAAUUCUGUGUUGCCUUAGAUGAGCUCUACCAAACAUUCCCUGCCCACUACCACACACUUAAACUACUCAUGGCUCAUCUUGUCAGAGUUGUUCAGUUACAAGAAGAAAACAAGAUGAGCAUAGAGAACCUUGGUAUAGUGUUUGGACCGACCCUGAUGAGACCGCCCUCUAACCAACCUGUCAUUGAUGACCUCUACAUGAUCCACUUCCAGAAGAAGAGUGUCGAGAUCAUGAUCGAGGAGUUCGACACACUCUUCCAAAAGUAAAUGAUGAUCCUGAUGACGAUGCCCAUGUGGAAAUCAUUUCUUCAUCACCAGAAAUAAUCAAAACAAAGAUUGAUCUAACAUGUAGCGCAACUUUUGGUAUAGAAUGAUCUAUAUUCUAGAAACCCUAAACAGGGUUGUUCUUUCCACUCAAGUGAAAGGUCAAUGACCUCAGAACAGUUAAGGGUACCUCUGGAGGUCCUGUGGUACACCAAGCUGAUGAUGCAGCUAGGCAUUAUGUCCAAAUCAUUCACUAGAUUGAUUCCAGAAUAUUGAUAUCAUCGUGAGUUGACUUAUUUGGUGUGCUCAUGAUUGAUCUUGCGGCAAUCACAAGACAAAUAACAAUGAAACACAUCUGCCAAGCGGUAGAUUUGAAUGAUGUUUCUUUAACUGUACUUAAUAUAUGUAGGUUCACAAAUGUAAGUCACAAUAGAUGCACUGAGAUGCCCACCUAGUGAAAGAAUGGUUACUUGUGUGCAAAGACAAAAAAAUAUUGCAGCUUUAUGCCAGUGUGAAAAAAUGUUAUUGUGGCAAAGGCAAUUUAUGAUACAAAAUAUCAAGUGUGAGAAGAUUUUUCCCUUUUCAUAAGUCAAACCAAGGAAUGUAUCUGAAUGAAUGUCACAUCCACUAAAUACUUAAUGCGACAAAUGAUCCUCUUUGGGUGUUCUUGUUGUAUCCCCUAUUCAUCAAUGGAGUGUUCCAUAAACUGAAUUGCAUAUCAUGAUUAGGUCAACUCCAUUGAAGCCAGCAGGGUGUUUCUACUUUAUUUUAAUCUAUUGGUUUUGAGGUUCAUUCUUGAAAUCUAUGCAAUCCCCGCUGCUUCAUAACUCAGAGAUUUGUGCUUCCUUUAUCGUUGGAUAUACAUGGUCAUGGAUUCAUCUAAAUCUUUAUUUUGAGAAAAAGAUUCUGCUUUGACUUCAAACCAUAGAAUUUUUUGUGUCACAUUUAUGAGCUAUUUUGAAAUGAAUGUCAUCAAAUUUCUUAAAAUCAGACAAUCUGAUGAUAUGACAUCUUGGCCAAUUACAGAACUGUUGUUUCAUUGUAAAGAAAUAUUUUGCCAAAUUGAAAUGAAAAUAUCAAAUUUUCCUCUUAGUUUAUCUCAGCUUUGUUUUUAAUGACGUACAUAGCCUUUGAGCUUCUAGUUUCCCAUUCCAAAUUUCGUCUGUCUUUUUCCAAUAAUUUUUUACCUUAAAUGUGUUUUUUUUUACCUUUCUUUAGAUGCAUCAUUGGAUGAAGUCCACCACUAUAUUUCUAUGGUUAUUUUUUAAUACCCUUAGUGCAUUCUGAUAUCAUUGUUUUGUUUUCUUUAGCAUUCUUCAUGUACAUGCAUGUAAAUGUGAUACCUAUGGGAAUCGUGCAAGAGAUUUGAUUCUAUAUCCAGAACCAGGACACCAUCAGUACCAUGAUCUAGGAAUAGAAUCAAAUCAAACAUAGAUUUAUGUCAUUACUGUAGUCAGAAAUAGCAGGCGUACAGUCUUGAAAGUUGUUAGUCAUGUGCAAAUCUUAGCAUUUACGUUGGCAUCUCUAUUUUUCCUCCGAUAAUAUUACUCUUUAUUUACUUUGAAACACAAACACGUUUCUUUCAUUUUCAAGAACACAGAAUCCAAAUAGGUGCAAAAUGAGUGUUCUCAAAAUCCUGUAAACUUUGGUAGGUUGGUUAGAUUCUGCUUUUCUUGUCGUCCACUUUCUUUCGUAAAAAAAUUGUAAUAAAGGGGAAUUCAUUUUAAUAAGUCCUUGUCAGCAAGGAGAUGAUCUUUGUCUUUGUGUGUGAACUCAUAGGCCCAAAUUCACAAAGGAGGUAUAAAUUUAACCCAUGGUUUAAACCCUCAUAACUCAUAACCAAUGGUUUAAAAUUAGCACAAAUGAAGCGUACCUUACGUCUAAUAUUGGACCACUGACUGUGUCACGCUUAUUUUGGGCUAAUUUUAGACCAUGGGUUAUGUCAAUGGAUUAAAUUUAAACCUCCUUUGUGAAUUUGGGACAUGGUGUUUAACAAUACAGCCAAUACCAAUCUGGCCCUCAACCUUGGUUGCUUACAUCUGUGCAAAAGUAAGGUGCUCUACAAGUUGUUCUAAAAAUUGUACAAACUUGGAAGUCAAAAAGAGACUGUUGAGAACUAAAACAUUUUGCCUCACAAUUGUUAUCCAUGUGGUGGACUUCUCUCUUUCUUAUUUGGGAUGGAAACAUUAAGAAUGUAUGAUCUCAUCAUGGAUUUUUUCCCCUUUUUUUUUGAUGGACACAAAAGAAAGAGAAAUCUUCCAAAAACUGAAGAGAUGUUAAUUUCCAUUCUGUAUGAAACGAAUGGAGUCGGAUGUUGAUUGUUGAUAUAUGAAUGUGUAUGUAUAAUUGUUAUUUUUGGUAUAUAAUAUAUAAAUAUAAAAAUGAAAUAUAUAUAUAUUUAGAAGAGACUGCACAUCAAGUGGCAGUAUAUAAAGAUAAGAGCAAGGUAAUUUUUUACAUCAGUGUUCUUCAAUGCAAUGUUACAAAAGUUUGUCUUCGUGAAGAUGAAAGCGCUUGUAUGCUGUUAUGUAAUAUACCGUAUGUCUGUGAUAUGUAUAUGUUUCUCAUCAGCGAAGUUGAAGAUCCCAUUAGGAAAGUAUCGUAAGAACAUUGCUAGAAGGCAUUUAUCAAACUAUGUAUGUAUGAUAUGUUUUAGACUAAUUUCAUGUAAUGUAACAUGGUUUUGUUGAUAUUGUUUGCACUUCUCUGUCUUGCCACUGUAUUUAAAGCAAGUAAUAUCUCACCACCUCACCUAGUUUUGUUUAGAUUAUGUAUUAUUUGGUGGACAAGUAUUAAGGAAAUCCAAGCCAUGGGCCAAUGUGUAGUAAUGUUUUAAUACACAAUCAGUGAAAACUAUAAUCACUCAAUAUAUAAAGGAUUAUAGAUCAAAAUUGAUUUUUGUUUUCUCUGGUUUAUUAUUCAUUUCAAAUGCAUCUUUAUUUCACUUUGUGUGCAUGGGAUAGAUUGCAUAUGUAAAAUGACUUUGAAGAUCACCCAUACUUUUGUAAAGAUUUUUUUUUUUUUAAAGAUAUCAAUAAAAGAUCAAUUCUCAGUGAUUAAAACAUGAGACUUGAGAUUUAUGUGUUCUUUAUCACAUGAGCUACUUAAUUGAUGUCUUUCCUAUAAUGUGUAUUUAUGACAAGUGUUAGUGUAUAAUGAAUAUCCUUGUAAUGCAUUCAUAUGUUAUUUGAAGUUCUGUUGAUUAAUAAUGAUUUCUUCUUUCUAAACUGAAGCAUGUAAAAUUUACCUCAUUUCUUAUUGAAAACAAGGUGUGUUCUUUGUUUUAUUGCACACUUAGAAAAGGCUUUACUUUUCAACAUUUUCCAAGAUCUGUGCUAAGAUAUAUGUAAUGUUUUAACCAUGAUGUAAUUCUGGGUACCGCCCACCUAUAUGCUUAUGUUAAAGCAUACAUGUGUUACUGUCUAGUAUAUUCUCCUUCUUUUUUUAAUGACCGUGUGAAAAUUUCCAGCACAUUUUGAGAUGUACAUGUAUGGUCGUUGCUAAGUUUUUUGAUAUACCAAUUUCCCAAGACCAUAAAUACCCAAGUAAGUCACUAACCUGAAUGCUAUAUGGGUGAUAUGUUGUCAGUUAUUAUUUUCCAAACACCUUGUUGUUGUUGUUGUUGUUUUUUGUCAAUCAAAUUUACUCCUCAAAUUUCUUCCAUGGUAAAAUGACAAAACAAGUGCUCUUUUCUCUACUAUGAACAGUGAAUUAUUCCUACUAAAACGAUCUAACUGAUAUUUUCUUUUCGUCCUGUAAGCAUGUAUGAACUCAUUGGACUGAAUAUCUCUUUUUAUUUCAAACGACUCAUCACACCGUCCGUAUAUGAUAUGCACUUCUGUAGAAUUAACAGUGACUGCGGCAUUUAAGUUUUCACAAAUUUUUUAUAUGGCUUUCUUAUGGCUGUAAUGCACAUGGGACAAACAAGAUCAUGUUUGUACAUUUAGAAUGGUUGUAGAAAUAUAAGAGUAGGCUUUGACAAAAAAAAUGAUCAAUAUUUUCAUGUCCUCAUGGCAUGAAAUAAAUGUGAUGUAUCAAAUAAUAA
This is a messenger RNA of Strongylocentrotus purpuratus (purple sea urchin), 6962 nucleotides long. RefSeq names its product N-chimaerin. Bases 497 to 2920 code for a protein of 807 amino acids. The transcript has 11 exons. Gene Ontology annotation, biological process: regulation of GTPase activity; signal transduction. NCBI's taxonomy places the organism in Eukaryota, Metazoa, Echinodermata, Echinoidea, Camarodonta, Strongylocentrotidae. The record is from RefSeq and is a predicted model, not a curated record. Gene Ontology annotation, molecular function: GTPase activator activity.